Molecule: messenger RNA, 1795 nt
Organism: Bradysia coprophila
Lineage: Eukaryota; Metazoa; Arthropoda; Insecta; Diptera; Sciaridae
Product: polypeptide N-acetylgalactosaminyltransferase 5-like
Biological process (GO): protein O-linked glycosylation
Cellular component (GO): Golgi apparatus
Molecular function (GO): polypeptide N-acetylgalactosaminyltransferase activity
Source: RefSeq, a predicted model, not a curated record
GCCAAUUAUCGUAUUUAGUUAUAGCGCCGUAGUUACCUGUUUCUUUAUUGUUUUUACGUUUUACUAUUAUGAUCUUAAUAUGAGCAUCAAGCGGACGAAUCAUGCAUCUGUCCAAUUGGCGAAAACGUAUCCAAAUUAUUAUGACGAUGAUCUGCGUGUAGGUUGGCCAUUUCAAAUUACGAAAAAUUAUGAUGAAUCUAACAUCUUUGAAUGGAGUGAACCGAUAAAGCGACUGAACAGAAAUCGAUCCGGAUUCUGUGAAGAAGGUGCUCCAUUUGUUCCGCCUGAAAAUAUGAAGGAGUUGAUGGAAACACUUAUGAAGGAACACAACUUUAAUUUACUAGCGUCGGAUCUGACCUCAUUGCAUCGAUCAUUACCAGAUCCAAGAUUCGACGAGUGCAAGAAUCUUUUGUAUCCGAAGAAACUGCCGAUGACGAGUGUGAUAAUUAUUUUCCAUAACGAAGCCUGGACAACCCUACUUCGCACUGUUUGGAGCAUAAUUGAUCGGUCGCCAGUCGAGCUAAUCAAAGAAAUUAUUUUGGUCGAUGAUUUAAGCACUUGGUCAUUUUUAAAACGGCCAUUAGAUGAUUACAUCGAAACUAUACCGGUUCCCGUUAAAUUGAUUCGAAAUUCGAAACGCGAAGGUUUAAUGCGAGCCAGAACUAUUGGAGCGCAGCAUGCCACGGGACAAGUCCUUACAUUUCUGGAUGCUCACAUUGAAUGUUGUGAAGGAUGGUUACAGCCGUUAUUGGCGCGCAUUGCAAGUGAUCGUUCUGUUGUAGCAGUACCACUGAUAGAUGCUCUUAACUCCUAUGACAUGAGUUACUCCGUUAGCCCGGCCACUUCUAUCAAUGGAUUUCACUGGUCGCUUGUAUUAUAUUGGAUGCCCGUCCCUGAGAGAGAAAUUAUUCGAACUCAUGGCGAUAAAACAGCACCUGUAAGGACUCCGAUGAUGAUAGGCUGUGCAUUCUCGAUUGACAAUGAGUUUUUCUUUGAAAUUGGUGCAUUCGAUGAGGGCAUGGACAUUUGGGGCUCAGAAAAUGUGGAAAUUGCUGUCAGGGUAUGGCGAUGUGGUGGAUCUGUGGAAAUUUUGCCAUGCUCGCGCGUCGGCCAUUUAUAUCGAAGUUCAACUUACUCAUUCGACGGCGAUGUUGCAGAAAUUACGUCGAAAAAUAAUAUAAGAUUGGUAGAAAUUUGGAUGCCAGAUAUAAGGGAUGUAGUUUAUGCUGCCAAUCCGGGAUGGAGGAAGUAUUCAGGCGGUAAUAUGACAGAUCGUAUGGCACUCCAGAGACGGCUGAGUUGUAGAGAUUUGCACUGGUACUUUAAGAACAUAUACCCCGAGAGUGGUUUUAACAAUGAAUUUGUUUACAUCGGCGAAGUAAAAAACAAGGCGGACAACAGAUGCUUAGAUACGUGUUAUGAAGGACCCAUGAAAACAUUCGCCUGUCAUCACAUAGGCGGAAAUCAAUUGUUCGUUUUUACAAAAACGCAAAAAAUUGUUUCAUUUUUCGAUAUUUGUAUGGGCGUGGAUAACAACAAAGUCGUGUCUGUCGACUGCAGUAAAUCACCGCGAUGGAAAUAUGAUAAUGAGACAAAAUGGUUGGUUCACGUUGAUAGUGAGCGUUGCAUACAGAACAACGUGACGGAAGUUUUAUUGACAGAAUGUAAUCCGAAUGAUGAGACAAUUGAAUGGGAAAUAAUAUCCGCACCUUCGCACAAAAUACUUUAAGGUAGCCUUCCACAGUAGGUAUAUAACCAAUGUAAUAAUUAUCAAAUACUUCUAUUGAUCGAAUUA